AUGACUCUUCCUUCUGUUAAGAAGUUGAUAGGAAAAUUUAGUAAGGCACAGAUGCCAAACUACAACCUCGAAGAUGCCGUUACCGUAUAUUAUCGAGAUCCUCUAGGCAUCACAGACCCCGACCGUCGAGCUCUUGCUCCUUUUCUCCCUCGAUAUCUUGAUAUUCCCCCCAACAUUGAAAAGUUACGGAGUUACCGAAGGAGAUCAGACGAAGACUUGAUACGACUCGCGCAGGGCGUUGAUAGAAAGAACAUCGAGUUACUAUACGAGCUACACCGCAGAGCGUCGCUAUCUUUCUGGAAGUCAGGUAUCAAACCAGACUGGGACGACCCCUGUGAAUAUUGGCUAAGAUGCGUCAAAAAAACUACACGCUGGUGGCAGAUUGGCCGUAGGCAAUCUCUCAAGGAUUAUGAAGCCAAGUGGCUCCAGAGGGCCCCCGAUUAUGAUCACGAGGCACCACCUCCUGACUAUAACCACAUCUUUGGCUCGAGACUUCCAGACUACUCAGACCUCCUAAACAUUCGGGAUGCCAGCUCAUAG
Molecule: messenger RNA, 540 nt
Organism: Glarea lozoyensis ATCC 20868
Lineage: Eukaryota; Fungi; Ascomycota; Leotiomycetes; Helotiales; Helotiaceae
Exons: 1
Coding region: 1-540 (179 amino acids)
Source: RefSeq, a predicted model, not a curated record